Messenger RNA from Botrytis byssoidea, 2220 nucleotides. RefSeq lists its product as uncharacterized. Bases 1 to 2220 code for a protein of 739 amino acids. The transcript has 4 exons. The record is from RefSeq and is a predicted model, not a curated record. Gene Ontology annotation, biological process: carbohydrate metabolic process. NCBI's taxonomy places the organism in Eukaryota, Fungi, Ascomycota, Leotiomycetes, Helotiales, Sclerotiniaceae.
AUGUUGUACCGCCCUUUCCUCUCCAAAAGGUCGCAUUUAGCAUCGUUAUUUCUUUGCAUCUUCGUCUUUACAGCCUCAGUUAACUCUGCUGCACCGAGAGACUUCAAAUAUCCCAUUCAGAACCGGUUUUCCUCCAGACAGGACGCCAGUGCUGUUCCAAGCUGGCAAAAAUAUGUCAGAGCUCCUUCCUCCAAUAUCAUCUCACCUCAAAGCAUUGUCAAUACCACUGGAGAUGUCAAAAAUCCUAAUGCUCUCCUUCGACAAGGUGGCGGGGUUACCACAUUAAAUAGAGCUAAUGGAUCGAAUGAGAUUCCUUCUAUUAUCGUUGACUUUGGACAAAACACUGUGGGAUACCUGAGCAUCAACUUUGCUGGUGCUUCAGCAACUCCGCCCGGUAUUCGACUUGCUUUUUCCGAAACUUUGACAUAUCUUUCCAACAUUAGUGACUUUUCUCGAUCAAAUAGUGGCGAAACAAUCACUCCAGGAUCUGAUCAGAUUGCUGUUGGUAGCAAACCUUAUACUUGGACCGAGGUGUACGGAUGUCAAUAUGGUACACAAGUGUGUGCCGACGGCCUUCAUGGUUUUCGAUACGUCAAGAUCUAUCUCGAUGCACUAGCUGCAGAUGCACCAUAUACAGCUCCAUAUGGAAAAGUAUCCAUCGAUCACUUGAGCUUGAAAUUUUCAGGCGUUCUUGGUACCCCCAAUACUUUCACUGGCUGGUUUGAAAGUUCUGAUGAGGAUUUCAAUCAAUGGUGGUAUGAUGGUGUAUACACUAAUGAUAUCGCAACCGACAUUUUCCGACAAAAUUCUAGCGACCCUCGAGGUGCCUUCAGUCCAACACUCGAUGGUAAAUUAGUUCUUUUGGAUGGAGCAAAGCGAGAUAGAGAUCCAUAUGUUGGUGAUGUUGCUGUUGCUGGAAAGACAUUGUUCCUGUCGCAUAAUGCACCUGAAGCAUCUCGUAAUAUUCUUGCUGAUUUAGGUGAUCACCAACGUGCUGAUGGAUGGAUUCCUCCUGCAUCAAUUGCCAGCUAUGAUCUUCACCUACUGGAUUAUCCGUUGUGGUGGGUCGUCAGCAGUUAUGAUUUUUUGAUGUACACCGGCGACAACGAUUACAUCACAAAAUAUUACCCUAACAUCGUCAAAGUACUGGACGUAUUCUACCCAUCUGUCACAGACAACGGUACAAACCUCAUCUGGAAAGGAGUCGGUAUUUCAGGAAGUUAUGGCGAUUAUGCAUUUCUUCCUCGUUAUGGUCCAGUCACAUAUUACAGCGCCCUUUAUGUCCUUGCACUCGAGAACGCUGCUGUAAUUGCCAAAUCCCAAGGUCAACCUUCCGAUGCUUCUCGCUGGCUCGCUCGCGCUAAAGCUGUAUCCGAUGCACUCAAUUCCAAUAAUUUCGACAACUCUGUCGGAGCAUUCUUCGACGGACAAGGACCUCCCUGUGUCGGCGGAGAAUUUUGCAACACCCACGCUCAGGAUGGAAACUCUAUAUCUAUUCUCGCAGGAGUUACCAAUUCCUCCCGCUCCAACUCUAUUCUCAAUUACCUCAAUACCGCCAAUAAGCGCUUUUACGGCAACUCAUUCUAUGACAACGACGUUUUGCAGGCAGACUUCUCACAACGUGUCUAUGCAUUUAUAUCUUUCUUCGAGAUAUCUGCUCGAUUUAAGACCAACCUCGUAGCAAGUGCCUUUGAUGAAAUCAGAAGAUUAUAUGGUUGGAUGGCCAACAACGACCCCAAAGUUACCAUGUGGGAAGGUAUUGGAGCGGAUGGAAGUCCAUACGAACAAGGAUUCACAAGUAUGGCUCAUGGCUGGAGCACGGGUAUUGUGCCUGCAAUGAGUAAUUACGUUUUGGGUGUUAUCCCUACUGGACCUGGAUUUUCGACCUGGAGUAUAAAACCAUAUCCGGGUGAUCUUAAGUGGGCUAAGGGUCAAAUUCCUACUCCGAAGGGUCCGAUUAAUGUGGAUUGGAGUUUUACCACUAGUGGGUGGUUUGUAAUGAGUGUAGCCGCUCCUGUUGGAACAUCUGGAUCAGUAAGUCUACCUGUUCAACCUGGUACGGCUGCGAAACGCGAUACUGCACUCGAAAUUGAUGUUGAUGGGGAGGUUGCAUGGAGUAAUGGACCUAAAGCUUUUGAUGCGCAGUUGAAUGGGGACGAUGGAUAUGUUACUUUGAAUUUGACGGGCGGUGCCGUUCACAAUAUCACAGUGAAGGCUUAG